CAGCCCCUAAACAACGUUGAUAUUUGGAGGGAAAAUCGGUUGAGAACCCUAAAUUUAGCUGUCCCCAAUUUCUCAUGCAAUCCACGGUUUAUGACAAAAAUUUAAGAUAUCAUGGUUUCCAACUCCCAUGGAAAUUCUCAAAGCCCCCAACUUAUGGUAAAAGAUCCUGACUUUGACCAAUUCACUAAUAACCCAAAUCAUGUACGAGCUUGACGGCGGUAUGAUCAAACCCGGGCAAGCCCCCGGUAUUGAUACGGAGGUACGGAGAAGUUUCAAGGUACUUUCAGGAUAGAAAUGGUGUCAGGUUGCUUACUGUUGACGGCGGCGCCGGCUGUGGGGCGUCAUUUUGUUUCAAUUUGGAUAAGGUGGUUGAAGGCUUGAAGCUUCUAGCUUGGAUGUUAGGAACCUUUUUAUUGUCAAGCAAGUCAGUGAAAAUAUGAGCUGUGUAAACUGUAAAGUGGAAGUUUUUAGCUCUGCUUUUCAAGUUCUUGCACUCAGGUAAAUGGGAUUAUGGUUACUUUUUCUUGGAGCAGUUGUCUCUAAGCUUACAUCAAAUCAAUUGAUUUUUUUACAAAAUGGAAAACAAUUCAAUAGUACAAAAAAUGAAAGAAAAUCCUGGGGCUGAUUGUAUAGCAUUUACGUGUGAGAUCAUCAUCUGCAUUCUGAUUUGCUGACAUAUACAUGAUCUUUCCUGCUCUGGCGGCGUAAAAAAGCUAAUGUGAUAGAAAUCAUUUGACUGCUAAUCUACAACUUCACGUCAAACAAAUAUAUAAAUGGAGAGAAUCCAAAGUAGCAAGGCAAAUGAGAAUUCCAGCAGUUAAUGCAAAACUUUGAAUAUGACUAGGAAACCAAAACGAAGUCCUUCUUUCUUCAAGGUUUUGAUAGGAGACUUCGAUAACAAGCUGAGAAUUCCACCAGCUUUUGUGAAGUACGUUUUGAAAGGAAAUGUGCCCACCAUGUUCACAUUGUAUUCUGACUCAGGGAAUUCAUGGCGAGUUAGAGUCAUGGUUGAACAAGGAAGCUACUUUUUCAACAGUGGAUGGUCAAAAUUUGUGAAACAUCAUGACCUGGAAAUAGGGGAUUUUCUGGUUUUCUUUUUGGUUGAUACUUCAACGUUUGAUGUUCUCAUUUAUAAUGGAACUGCAUGUGCAAAGAACAUCAUUUUGGCUGCUAAGAAACGAAAGUGCCUACCACCUUUAGCUAAUAGACAAAUUGAAGAAACCCCAAGCCAAAAAUGUGCUUCAGUUUCCAAGAAACCAAGAGCAGUUUAUCGUGCGAGAAGUGUUAGCCAAGAGGUUGAGUCUAUAACAGAAGUAACCCGUAAGCAUGUUUCAUUUGUAAUGGUGGUGAAGAAAUACCAUAAAUACUUUGCUUGUGUCCCGAGGUGUUUUGCCAAAGAAACAGGCUUGUUAAAGGAAUCCAUAACGUUGAUUAAGGGACCAAGAGGUGGGAUGUGGCCAAUGAACACCACCGAGUGUGGAAAACAGGUUCGUUUGGGUGGCGGAUGGUCCCGGUUUCUGCAUGAAAACGAAAUAGUUGUUGGAGAUACCCUUUUGUUUGAGCACAUUCCAAGUAAAGGCAAUUUAGUCCACGUACAGAUUGUUAACAAGGAUAGAUAUAGAAACCGUGGGAGACGAAACAAACAAGCAGAUGCCAGUGUGAAGAACACCAGCCCUGCUGCUAAGCGACCAAGAGUUCGGCCUGGCAAGCAAAUUGAAGAACCACCAAGCACAAAACAUGCUCCAAGUUCCAAAAGAACCAAAGGUGUAAGCAUUGGAAAUGAUGAGAUUGUAUCAGAGUUGACCCCAAAGAAGGCUUCAUUUGUAAUGGUUUUGAAGGAAUACCAGAAGUACUCUGCUGUUGUUCCAACCAGUUUUGCCAAAGAAAUGGGCUUGGCAGAGAAACCGAGCACCAUAAUAAAGAACUCAAAGGGUAGGAAGUGGCUGUUAAACACCAUAGUUGAUGCAAAAUCACAAGUUCGUCUAGGUGCAGGAUGGUCACAGUUUGUGCAAGAAAACAAGCUAGAACUUGGAGAUACUCUCUUGUUUCAGCACAUUCCCAAUACUGGUAAUGUCAUUAACUUAACGAUUAUUUGCAAGGUUGGAGAUGGAAAUAAUAGGAAAAGGAACAAGUGAGCAAAUGUAGGUUAAAAAGUAGUAGCAUACCAUCAUUUGUAAUUUCUCUACCACUCUUUUGUAUCAAAUUGUUGAAAUGGCAACCAUGGGUUUUAUGUAUGAUCAUGUUUUUACCAGUCUCUCUUUUGCUUGGAUGGUAAGAAAAAAAUAGUUUGAUUAUGGAAGUGCAGGA
This is a messenger RNA of Gossypium raimondii (Peruvian cotton), 2307 nucleotides long. RefSeq names its product putative B3 domain-containing protein Os03g0621600. The transcript is spliced from 6 exons. NCBI's taxonomy places the organism in Eukaryota, Viridiplantae, Streptophyta, Magnoliopsida, Malvales, Malvaceae. Gene Ontology annotation, molecular function: DNA binding. The record is from RefSeq and is a predicted model, not a curated record. Bases 837 to 2135 code for a protein of 432 amino acids.